UUGACAAAUCAAAACCGAAAAUAACCAUAAACACAGCUAAUGGGUGGAUCCUAAAUCCCAAAUCAACACCUAAUGAUAUCAAAAAGCAAUUUAGGGUUUUAAUUUUCAAAACCUAAAAAAAUCACUGCCUUUAGAAUUGGUCCCAUCAUUCAUCCCUUUUGCUCCCACCCACACACAACCCAUCCAUCAUCAUCAUCACCAACAAUCAGGUCCAACCCUAACAGAACCCCAAAUCUCAACAAAAGAUUCGAAACAUAAAAUUAGGGUUCCGAAUUGAAAAAUCAUGCCCCCUUUGAAAUGGUCCCUCUGACUGGUAAUCCCAACCCCACAACACAACCAACCACCAGUCAUCAUUAUCAUCAACCACAAGCAACGCCUUCUGAUUCCAAUCCCAAAUCCUAAUGACCCCAAAACAUUUCAUUGGGGGUUCCAAUUUCAAGCUCUUAUAAAAAAAAAUUAGGUUUUUGUUUUAUUUUAAUUUCCCCAGAUACAACGUCACUGGCACAGACCCAUCGCACCUGCCGCCACUAAGCUUCCAUUCUGACUCCGGAAAUGGCGACGAGGGGCACCAGAUCGGAGAAGGUUCGGCGAAUUUUCAAUCAAUUCGACGCGAACCGUGAUGGGGGUCUCAACCGUGAGGAAAUGGCGUCGCUGGUGGGUGCAGUGAACCCUAGGGUGAAGUUCAGCGACGAACAAAUCAGCGCGAUCCUUGACGAGGUGUUCCGGACGUACGGCGAAUUCAUCGACGGCGACAAGGGUCUCACGUACGAGGGUCUGUUGCGCACGUACGACGACGGCGCCGGUGACGUCGACCGUGAUUUCGACGCGCUUGGGCUCGACCUCGUGGCAGACGCUGUGAAGGAGCCCCUUGCAGCGUCUGAGGCGUCAUCCUCGUCGAUCGUGGACGAGAGAAUGGCGGUGGAGACCCAGAAGAAACAGCGGACGGCCGCCUGGGCGGUGUCGCCAAACCACGGGAUCGUGUUCGACGAGACGUGGAAGAUUGUGGAUGAUUUGGAGCUUCUUGUGAAGAGGCUGAAGACGAAGCAGUCAAAGGAAGGUGGGAAAUUGAAGAAUGACAACUUUGACGCAUAUUCAGAUGCCGGGUGGUCUCGCGAAUUAGGGCCCUCUUCCGAGAUUACGGAGAAGAGAGUGUUUUGGGAGGAGUCAGGGCAGGAUUAUACAGUUUUUUUGAAGGAAUUGGGAGCGUUGAGAGGGAGAGCUGAUGGUGCUAGGUCAAGAGAAGAGGCUUUUGAUGGGCACAUGGCAAUUGGGAGAGUUUUGUAUGAGCAUCAGUUGUUUAAGGAGUCAUUGGUUAGUUUCAAGAGGGCUUGUGAGUUGCAACCUGUGGAUGUGAGGCCUCAUUUCAGAGCUGGGAAUUGUUUGUAUGUUCUUGGCAGGUACAAGGAGGCCAAGGAGGAGUUCCUCUUGGCUCUUGAGUCUGCUGAGGCUGGUGGCAACCAAUGGGCUUACUUGCUUCCCCAGAUUUAUGUCAACCUCGGCAUCGCCCUUGAGGGUGAAGGGAUGGUUUUGAGUGCCUGUGAGUAUUAUAGGGAAGCAGCGAUUCUCUGUCCCACACAUUUUAGAGCCUUGAAGCUCUUAGGUAGUGCACUUUUUGGUGUGGGGGAGUAUAGAGCGGCAGUGAAGGCGUUGGAGGAGGCAAUUUUCAUGAAGCCGGAUUAUGCUGACGCUCACUGCGAUUUGGCCUCAGCGUUACACGCCAUGGGUGAGGAUGAGAGGGCAAUUGAGGUGUUUCAGAAGGCUAUUGAUUUGAAGCCUGGUCAUGUGGAUGCCCUUUACAAUUUAGGUGGGUUGUAUAUGGACCUGGGUAGGUUUCAGAGGGCAUCUGAGAUGUACACUCGAGUAUUGGGCGUGUGGCCAAACCAUUGGCGAGCACAGCUGAACAAAGCGGUGUCACUGCUGGGAGCUGGGGAGACUGAAGAGGCCAAAAGAGCUUUGAAGGAAGCGUUGAAAAUGACGAAUAGGGUUGAGUUGCAUGAUGCAAUAUCGCAUUUGAAGCAACUGCAGAAAAAGAAGACCAAAGCAAGUAAUGGAGGUGUUCCUGGGGAGGCAUCUUUUGUUAUAGUUGAACCAUCCAAGUUUAAGGUAGUUGGAGAUCGGACUACUGGGAGGCAAGAGCUAGCCACUGCUCUGCAGAUCAGAGCGCUUCAGAGGGUAACUAGGUUGAGUCGUUGCAGUGUAGAGCUUUUGAAGAAGGAGAUGAGUGAACGUGAUGUGUCAGUAUCCUAUUCUGGUAGUGGAGUUCCUGAAAAGUCCAUCCGGAAGCCCAAUUUGGAAGAAAUUCUUCGCAGAUUACUCAGUUUUCUGAAGCCUGAGACUUUUCAAGGGGCUGUGAAAGCCAUCAACGAGAGGAUUCUUUCAGUUUUGGAUGAAAAUGGUUCAGGCAGGCUGGACCUAGGAAUGUUCUAUGCAAUUCUUGCUCCUAUUUGUGGUGGUCCUCCGGACAGACGCAAAAGGGUUGCCUUCGAUGCACUUUUGUGGCGUCCUAUGAAUGAAGAUGGUGCUAGUAUUAGGAAAGUUGAUGCCACUCUGUACAUCAAAUUGUUAAGGGUCGUGUAUCUUCCUAGCCAAGCUGUUAGUGAAUUAAUGGAGGUUCGUGGGGAGUCAGACACUUCAAUGGUGUCUUUCUCCGAGUUUCUAGUAUUGUUUGAUGAUCCAGAUUGGGGUUUUGGUAUCAUGCCUACUCUAACAAAGCUUGAGACAGGGGAUAGAAACCGGCAUGGUAACUCGGUGUGCUCGGUUUGCCGCUACCCAAUUAUUGGUUCUCGGUUUAAGGAGACAAAAUCUCAUUUUAGUGUGUGUAACCAAUGCUACAGUGAGGGAAAGGUGCCUUCUUCAUUUAAGCAGGAAGAGUACAGAUUUAAAGAGUAUGGAAGUGAGGGUGAAGCCAUGAAAGAUAAGUGUACGUGCUUCAAUUUGCAAUCCCGUAAUGAACAGUAGAUAGUGGCAUUGAAUUUUUUUGUAUUUUUGAUUUUUUUGUUCUACUAUCUUGUAUUAUCCCAUCUUGUUUAUCCUAGCUUUUCGGUGUGAAUGUGAUUAUAUCUAGCUCAUGAGUUCACCGGUCA
Messenger RNA from Vigna umbellata (rice bean), 3083 nucleotides. The record is from RefSeq and is a predicted model, not a curated record. NCBI's taxonomy places the organism in Eukaryota, Viridiplantae, Streptophyta, Magnoliopsida, Fabales, Fabaceae.